AAGUUCCUCAUGCUGAUGAAACUGGCUUACAGUAAAACGUUGGUUUGCAAACGUUUCUGUAAUUGCUGAUACGAUUUGAUUUUAUAAACGUAUCAGACGUUUACAGAUCUUACCAACUCUAGCAGUGUCUCGUCUGGAUCUUUAACUAUAAAAUCCAGGAUGCCCGGCCUCAGCUGUAGGUUCUACCAGCACAGGUUCCCAGAGGUGGAAGACGUGGUCAUGGUGAACGUGCGCUCUAUCGCCGAGAUGGGUGCGUACGUGAGUCUGCUGGAGUACAACAACAUCGAGGGCAUGAUUCUGCUCAGCGAGCUCUCCAGGCGACGGAUUCGCUCCAUCAACAAACUUAUCAGGAUUGGACGAAACGAGUGCGUAGUAGUUAUUCGAGUGGACAAGGAGAAAGGUUACAUUGAUUUAUCCAAAAGAAGAGUAUCACCAGAAGAAGCUAUAAAGUGUGAGGACAAGUUCACCAAAUCUAAAACUGUUUACAGCAUCCUGAGACAUGUGGCUGAGGUUCUAGAGUAUACCAAAGAUGAGCAGUUGGAGAGCCUGUAUCAGCGUACUGCCUGGGUGUUUGAUGAAAAGUACAAGCGGCCUGGAUACGGCGCUUAUGAUGUCUUCAAGCAGGCAGUGGCGGAUCCAUCCAUUUUAGAUGACUUAGAUUUGACUGAGGAGGAAAGAAAGGUUUUGAUUGACAACAUCAACAGACGACUCACCCCACAAGCGGUGAAAAUCAGAGCAGACAUUGAGGUUGCCUGUUAUGGCUAUGAAGGCAUCGAUGCAGUCAAAGAUGCCUUGCGGGCCGGUUUGAGUUGUUCAACAGAGGCAAUGCCUAUCAAGAUCAAUCUGAUUGCCCCUCCUCGCUAUGUAAUGACUACAACCACUUUGGAGCGCACAGAAGGCCUGUCUGUGCUCAACCAGGCCAUGGCAGCCAUUAAGGAGAAGAUUGAGGAGAAGAGGGGUGUCUUUAACAUUCAGAUGGAGCCAAAGGUGGUGACAGAAACAGAUGAAACUGAGCUGGCCCGGCAGCUGGAGAGGCUGGAAAGGGAGAAUGCAGAAGUGGAUGGGGAUGACGAUGCAGAGGAGAUGGAGGCCAAGGCUGAGGAUUAGAGAGGAAGUGUUACAGACCGAGUUUGCCAGGAAUUUUCAUCCGAUCGAAGAGUACUGUUUUAUCAUGCCACAAAGACUGAGAAAGCCUGAUUAAACCUGAGGAAAUGGAUAUGUCUCAGGGGGAGUAAUGAAGCCAGUUGUCACACGGCCUAUAACAACAGCAGGUAAUGGCUUUGGACCGACUGGUGAACUUUUGUGCUCAGAAGAAAAAUGCCCCAAUGCACUGUUCGUUCUUUCCUUCAUGACAAAUGGAGUUGGAUAUUCAUGGACCUCUAGAUGGUUUAAUUUCCAAGAAAGCUUUUGGAAAGCAUUUUUACCAUGUCAAGUGUUUUAAUGCAAAAUGCAUUAGUAAUUAGGGAUGUUAUUUUACAACUGUUGGUAAUUUCAGUGGCCUUGCUCUUUCCUGACUCAACAAAGGUCGUCCUUUCUCAGGAGCCUUUUCUAUGAGGAUUGUGCUGGAGUUCUCGAACCAUAAUGAACAUCCAGUUUUGGUCUCACUGGUUUUGCAUAGACAUUUGGUCAAGUCAGGUCUCCCUCUUUUCUUCUGGUAUGCAACUGCAGUUUUCCUUGAAGAUUACACAGCAUAGUACUGAAUCUUAUCAGACCCCUUUCAGAUUUGGUUUACUUUACGAUUAAAUACCAACACAAUCAUUCUAACAACUGAUUUACAUGCAAGCUGUAUAUCCAAACCUGUGAAGGUCAGGUAAAGUUCAGGCGAAGAAGUAAAUGUCAGUGCCCAUAGUUCAUUUGCUUAGCUCACACAAUAAAAUGAGUUUGAAAUUUAAAAAGUGA
Electrophorus electricus (electric eel) is the source of this 1899-nucleotide messenger RNA. RefSeq names its product eukaryotic translation initiation factor 2, subunit 1 alpha a (gene eif2s1a). NCBI's taxonomy places the organism in Eukaryota, Metazoa, Chordata, Actinopteri, Gymnotiformes, Gymnotidae. Gene Ontology annotation, molecular function: translation initiation factor activity; RNA binding; ribosome binding. Gene Ontology annotation, cellular component: eukaryotic 48S preinitiation complex; eukaryotic translation initiation factor 2 complex. Gene Ontology annotation, biological process: translational initiation. The record is from RefSeq and is a predicted model, not a curated record.